Calypte anna (Anna's hummingbird) is the source of this 6714-nucleotide messenger RNA. It is a transcript of the gene MFSD11, whose product is annotated as major facilitator superfamily domain containing 11. NCBI's taxonomy places the organism in Eukaryota, Metazoa, Chordata, Aves, Apodiformes, Trochilidae. The transcript is spliced from 15 exons. Bases 602 to 1951 code for a protein of 449 amino acids. The record is from RefSeq and is a predicted model, not a curated record.
CUCCCGGCACGGGGUGGAUUUCCCUUCCUCACCCACUGCGGGGCCCGGAGGCGGCGCGGGAAAGCUGCCGGGAAGUUGUCUGCGCAAUGGAUAACUCGCCUACAUUUCAAAAGAGUCCGUGAAGGCGGCUCCGCCGUGACCCGGAAGGAUUGGGCGGAGGCGGGGAAAUUUUGAACAAUGUGUGGAGAAAACGCAGCCAAGUGAAGCUGAUGUAGCAGAAUGUUCCCAUCCCAACUCGGAGGCCCAGCAAAUUGGAGAGAAGAUGAUGCCAGUAAAAAGCAGCCCUUCAGUUGAUACAAGUUGUGUGGACUUCCUCCAGUUUUGCCAGUGCUGUGACAGAGACCUUCAAAACUUAAAGAUCAAUUGAUCUUGUUAUUUGGAAAUACUGUGAACUAAAACAUGUAACUGCUGAAAUGAGUGUUGUGGUGGACUACGCUGGAGCCUGUUUCCUCUCCUGAGGCACUGAAAGGCAGAAGCACCUUGCAGAGCAUGGUUGGUGGCACAGGGAUACACAGUUCCUCACAGAGUCUAAGAGGAAACUUUUAAAAGGAAAUAGAGUCUUUUCCAGGCUGAAGCUCAGGACUUGGCAAAGAAACACAAAAUGUCUCCUGAAUCAAAAAAACUUUUCAACAUAAUUCUUCUGGGAGUCUCAUUUAUGUUUAUGUUCACUGCUUUCCAAACAUGUGGAAACAUUGCGCAAACUGUAAUCACAAAUUUAAACAACACGGAUUUUCAUGGCAGUGGCUACACAAGCAUGUCCAUUAUUUAUGGAGUAUUGUCUGCAUCAAAUCUUAUAUCACCAUCAGUGGUUGCAAUAGUAGGACCUCAGCUCUCCAUGGUUGUUAGUGGUGUAUUUUAUAGCCUGUACAUUGCUGUUUUUAUCCAACCUGCUACAUGGUCAUUCUACACUGCUUCUGUUUUUAUUGGCAUUGCAGCUGCUGUACUCUGGACAGCACAGGGAAAUUGCUUGACUGUGAAUUCUGAUGAGAACACCAUUGGAAGGAACAGUGGAGUUUUUUGGGCACUCUUACAGUCGAGCUUGUUUUUUGGAAACCUGUACAUAUACUUUGCUUGGCAAGGAAAAACUCACAUAUCAGAGAGUGAUCGUAGAACUGUCUUCAUUGCUCUGACUGUUAUCAGUCUUGUGGGCACAGUUCUCUUCUUUCUGAUUAGGAAACAAGAGGACACAAAAACUCCAGGGGAGGAAGAUUCUGUUAAUGAAAUCCUGGGGGACAGCACGUCUGCACAAAACAAAAUGACAAGAGCAGUGGCUGCCUUCAAGAAAUCUAUAAAGCUGAGCUUCACCAAAGAGAUUCUGCUUCUCAGUGUCACAACAGCCUACACAGGUUUGGAAUUAACAUUCUUUUCUGGAGUGUAUGGAACAUGUAUUGGUGCUGUGAAUAGGUUUGGCAAUGAAGAGAAAAGCCUUAUUGGUCUCUCUGGUAUUUUUAUUGGUGUUGGAGAAAUUCUAGGUGGAGGACUCUUUGGUUUACUGAGCAAGGGCAAUCGUUUUGGCAGGAACCCUGUGGUCAUGCUGGGCAUUGUUGUCCAUUUCAUAGCCUUUUAUUUAAUUUUUUUCAACAUGCCAAAUGCUGCCCCUAUUGCUCCCAUGCAAGGAACAGAUGAUGUUGCUUAUAUGAUCCCAAGCAAAGAGGUGGCCAUGUUCUGCAGCUUUCUGCUGGGCCUGGGGGACAGCUGCUUUAACACCCAGCUCCUCAGUAUUUUAGGGUUCCUGUAUUCAGAAGACAGUGCUCCUGCCUUUGCCAUCUUUAAGUUUGUUCAGUCCAUCUGUGCUGCAGUUGCAUAUUUCUACAGCAACUACUUCCUUCUGCAGUGGCAACUCCUGAUCAUGGUGGUCGUGGGCUUCUUUGGAACAAUUACCUUUUUUACAGUGGAGUGGGGAGCAGCAGCAGCUCUUGCUGCUCGUGGCUCAGACUACAGCAGCAUUUGAUCUGGAUACCCUGGCUGGUCCAACGUGAGAGGAAACCCAGGCACAUUUAUUGAGAAGUGAUGGGAGAAGGUGGAAAAACGAAGUUGCUGCAGACAUUGAGAUGGAGGAAGCUGUUCCUAAAUCUGCAUCAGUCUGACUGAAUGUGAAACGUGAGAGAAAAUAAAAAAGCCAAGUUUUGAAAGGCUUUUUUUCUUGCUUUAAUCAGCUGAAUGUGGUAUUCAUGUCCUAAAAAUCCAGUUUUAGAAAUGAAAGGAAAUGUAGGGAUCUAUGUAUUGAGCAAGUCUGUUCUGAGACAAACCUUUCAGAAUGUAAUUGCCUAAUUUCACUCUGCCAUGCACUACAGAAUUGCAGUUCCUUUCUCCCCUUCCCAAAUUAUUUUUCCUAUAAUCUAGUUCUGCAGGCACUUGAAUUCUUGUAUUGAAUGAGUUAUGUUUCUAUAAGGGAUGCAAUACCACUGAGUGUGUCUGCACUACUGAGAAAUCAAUUUAUGUCAUUGACUUCUUCAACAAUUAGAUAGAAGUGUUUCUGUGGGAAAUGUUCCUGCCUUGUUCUGUAUCACCCAGGCCUUUGUUUCCCAGCUGUUUGUUCAUGAGUCUCUUUGAUGUGCUUAAAUUCUAUCAGAUGUAUGGGUUUCCUUGGAGAAAGUGAGUCAGGUUGUAGUAUGACAUGGAAGAUUUUAUAAGAAUCUGAAGAAAUUGCCCAUAACCACCUUAAGGAUGUGAUCCUGGGGCUGGUGAAGUACUGGUAAUUGAGAACAGUCUCUUGAUUUAGCAUCUCAGAAUUGAUCUGUGCUGGAACAGAUACUGAAACUUCCUCAGGGUGAUGCUGUACAAAGGACCAUAAGACAUGGUUUCCCUCCCUGCCUCCUAAACAAUUAUUUUUUUUGACCACAUUUUCACCCAUUCAGUUUCCCAUUUGCUGUGCUGGGACCACUGUCUGAGAUAACUUUUAGAAAGCACAAAUAGAGUCAAAGUGAACUCUAAGCAUAACCUUGCAGCAUGUAUUCUACUGCAAAGCCUAAAAAUACCUGAAACACUUGACAGGAGUUGUUGCAUUCAGUGUAUUUUGGGCAGCCUGUACUGUAAUCUUAUCCUGCCAAAUGCAAACCCAGGGCUGUUGGCAUCAUGACUCAGUUUUAAUCCUGAACUGUUACAGAUGAUGUAAUACAGGCAGGGAAUGCAGCUCACCUUGGUUUUCUUUCUGUCUACAGGGCUCUGUAGUACUUGCAGUUAUGUUUCUGUCUAGCAGGCAAACAAGAUGCAAGUGAGAGCAGGUAUGGAACACAGAGAAGGUGUUUUUAGGUGCCCCCCUGAGCUAUUUUUAGAGAAGUGGUGUUCAUCAACACCUUUUUACACACAAACUGCUAAUGUCUUUCAUCUUUAAAGUCAAGCAAAGAGAAGUUGGCUGGGUAUGUGUCAGUAGUUUCUGCAUGCCAUAACUGUGUAGGUGUACCCAGAGUUGAGGUUGGUGAGGGUGUGUGUUACCUGCUGUGGCAUUUCUUGUCACUUUUGCUCUCACAGUACCCUGUAGCACAGCUCCUGUGUCACACAGCAAAACAGCAGGGAGGGAUUAUUUUACUGGCAUGUAGAAAUGUAUUUUUAAAUUCAGUGCAGGUUUUUGCUGCAAGGUGUUAAUGGGAGGAUGAGAGGGCACCUGAACCUUUUUCAAGCAAAGAAAUCUGUGAGGACAGCCAGGAAAGAAAAGCUUUGUGUAUUCCCAAGAGAUGCCAUGAGUGAUGUAAGGGAGAAUGAGACAGAACACAUGUUUGAGCAAGGGCUUGCAGGAGCCUUUCCAAUUUGUCAGACAAACUGAAGAAGCAUUCAGUAUUCAAUCAAUAUCUAUGAUUAAUGUGACCAGCAGCACUCUUAUGCCUUUCUCUUAUCCACUCCUGUUAUCUGGUAAUUUGAAGCAUACUAUUUUUAUGUAACAAGUGCUGUAAAAGGUAUAGAUUAUAGGGUGCUGCCAGUGGUUAGACUUCUUGUGUUGCUGUGCAUUUGUGUUUUCUCCUGAGUAACAAAAGGGAUAAAGAGCUUUUUUUAAGAUAGGGAGUUACUGCCUUUUGUCUCUGAACCUUUUCUGGGACCUCUGUUCCCCUGCAUACCAACGAGAGCAAAAAGACCUGGAAGUUCACAAGGAAAAAUUUGUCUUACAGUACAUGGGGAGGAAAAAAUUAUUCUUGUUGUUAAGUUGGCUUUUAAAAGAGCCAUUUAAUUGUACUUAGUGGCUCUUCUGAAAUUGCUUGUUAAAUGCAUCCCUUUAAGUUAUGAACUUGUGUUCUUCAUGUGCCAUGUAGGAAUCAACCAUUUUAUUAGGAAUUAAACUUCUGAAGUUCAUGUAGUUUCAAAGCAUUUUGAGACCAACUUUCAUGGAUACUGCUCAACUAGGACUUGGGGAGUUUCACUACUUCUGAAGCUGAUUAUUUUCUUAAUUCCUCUGUUCUGCUUGGUCUAACAUAGCUCAAGUAUGUUGGUCUAAGUAACACUAGAAGGCUGUCUAGAACUAUUUAUUGGGUCAUUAAAGUGAAAUUUUAUAAUUCCUUUGUGAUUGGGUCAUCAGGGAAUCAUGAAAUUCUCAAGUGCAUCAUGGAUUGCCAGGUGUAUUUUGGAGUAACUGUAUAAAGUAUCAAUGCUGACGUUUGAUCUUGAGAGAGAAAGUUCUCAGUUAUUCAGGCUGAUGAUGACAGAACUGCUUUUCACUUAUUCAUAUCUCUUUGUUUUGUCAGGAGGUGAAAAAUCCACCCAGCUGCACACACGUGUCAGUUCAGCCAAAUGUUUGGGUAGAGUAGUAUAAAGACUCAGUGCUGACAUCCAUUUAUGAUUCCAUCUCUUAAUCCUUUUAUCAGCAUUUGCCAGCCCUGAGACUGCACCACAUUGAUUUCACCUCCUUGGCCUUUGAACAGUUUCUGUUAAUCUCAACUGGGACCUUGCUGUUAAAUUAAGUAGGAUUUGGAAAAAAAAGGCUUUUACUCUAUUUGUGAUGUUAUGCACUUGCUUUAUAUUUUGUGUUUUAUCUUUAUGAGCAAAAUUGCACAUUAAGUUGCUUGGGUUUAUUGAAAAGAAUGACUUCUCUCACUUGUGGGGUUUGGGGCUUUUUUUGGCAUUGUUAUCCCUUUAGGUUGUUACUGAGGUUUAAUAUCUUGAUGUCACAUCCCCAAGCUUUUUAAACAUGUUAAAGAGAAAAUGAAAACUGACAUUGAUCUUUGAGUGCCAAAGAAGCAGCUACAAAUUAGUUUUUGAUGCAUAUAUAAGCAUGAUGUAUUUUUGUUGAUUUUCAUUUUGGUACAUGAAUGCAUGGAAAGAGCUGUCUGCAGCUGUGGACAGUUCUCAUAAUUAAGUGAUGUGCCUUUACUUUUGUUGUCUUAAUUUUGUUAGGUACAACCUAUGUUAGCAAGUUGAGAUAAGGGAGAGAACUUUCUAUAUAGAUGCUCUUCAUAAAUAAUUAGAGCCUAUAAAUUCCUGCAGAUACAGCUAAACUCAGAAGAGAUUUAAAUAUAUUUAUAUAUAUCAUAACCUUUACUGAGAUCCCUAUCCUAGCAGAAACCCUCCUGUUACUAAAACCUAGAAGGCUUCUGCUGGUAGAGUUCUUUCAGGUUUUGUGACCAUUUUAAACUACUGGAAGCAACAUCCUAGUGGGUGAACUGUAUGGAAAAGUAAUUUAAGUGUCAAAAACCUUAAAUUCAGACCUGUAUGUCAGUUAACCACACUGGGAAAGCUCCAUUUCACUUUCUUUGAGCUCCAGGAGUUGAUAUCAGCUGGGAAUGUGGUUCCAGUGAUUAAUGUGACAGAGGUUGCCCAGCAGCUUUCCUCUGCUUGAAGAGUGGGUGAGUAUUAAGAGAACCUCAAAGACUGUUUUCUAGGGCAGUGCUUAAUUGUUUGCUGUCAGGAACCUUUCCAUCUGACACCCUGCCAGGAGAUACAAUACCAACUUUGGACUUGAAUUGUGGGAGUUAUGUAGCAGGGCCUGGCAUUUAUCACCAUGACUUUUUUCUAGCAAAAUGCUUUUUUAACAAACUUUGUCCACAAAGUUUUCUUGGAAAUCUUGUAGCCCCACCAAGGCCAGUUGCUGGGCAGCAGUGGUUAAUGCCACAUUCCCUAAUUCCUUGGUAGGUCUGGCAUGCUGGCAGAAAUAUGAAGAGAAGGGAGAAUUUAAAGCUGGAGAUGAGUCAAGAGAUGAGCUGCUUAACAAGAUGCUUGCUGCUCUGAUAAGACCACACUGGUUCUGAAGCAAGGUUCAGGCUCCCAUUUGUUGUAGUUUUCCUGGAUAAAUUCAGAAUAAUGCUUUGCUAAGUUUCACUUCAGAGUUGGUGUGACAGAAAAGUACUAAUGGGAAAGUGGCAAAAACAUCCUUAAAGUGCAAUAGAGCCCAAAUCUGGUACUGAGGGUAAUUCUCAGCAGGCAUGUGAAGGAGAUGCUUUGUUAAUUGGGUCUGGGGAUUUAGCUGCUGCUGGCGUUGACUCCAUUUCUGUUUGUUUCCUGCUUUCUCUGCUGUCUUGGUUAUUUCAGCUGUUGCCACGUCCUCCUCCAAGCUCCCCUUUCUCUUCUGUUUACAUCCUGAGCUGUGCAGAAAGAUAAUUUAAAUGAUUGAAACUUCUUUUUGCCUUUUUAUUCAAGGUGUCUGGGUUAGAACUAACUGGUGAUAAUUGAGAACUGGCUGACACAAGGAUUAUCCUAAUGAAAAUGUUGGUUUCAGCUGAGUCUUCUUGACUCUUGAUGAUAUUCUCUUGUUACAGUCACACCAUGCAAAUAAAAGUCAAUCACAGACAA